This is a messenger RNA of Nerophis ophidion (straightnose pipefish), 1739 nucleotides long. Its product is annotated as pre-B-cell leukemia transcription factor 1-like. Gene Ontology annotation, molecular function: RNA polymerase II cis-regulatory region sequence-specific DNA binding; DNA-binding transcription factor activity, RNA polymerase II-specific. The record is from RefSeq and is a predicted model, not a curated record. NCBI's taxonomy places the organism in Eukaryota, Metazoa, Chordata, Actinopteri, Syngnathiformes, Syngnathidae. Gene Ontology annotation, biological process: regulation of transcription by RNA polymerase II; animal organ morphogenesis; neuron development. Gene Ontology annotation, cellular component: nucleus. Bases 16 to 1452 code for a protein of 478 amino acids. The transcript has 11 exons.
UAACGUUGUGCGUGAAUGCACAAAGCGUGCGCGCGCGUGAUGGAGGAGCAUCAGCGGCUGCUGCGCGCUCACGCACACGCACAUGCACACGCCGAGGCUGAGGCGCGGGUCGGCAUGGACGGAAGUGGAGAGAUGCGAGAGAUGGGCGAGAUGGGAGACAUUUUGCAUGAAAUCAUGACCAUCACGGACCAAAGUCUGGACGAAGCUCAGGCCAGGAAACACGCUCUGAGCUGUGACCGCAUGAAGCCGGCGCUCUUCAGCGUGCUGUGUGAGAUCAAAGAAAAAACAGUGCUGAGUAUCCGUGGCCCUCAGGAGGAGGACCCCCCCGACGCCCAGCUCAUGAGGCUGGACAACAUGCUGCUGGCCGAGGGCGUGUCCGGGCCGGACAAGGGCGGAGUCUCGGUGGCGGCGGCGGUGGGGGGCGGAGUCGUCGCCGACAACUCCGUGGAGCACUCGGACUACCGAGCCAAGCUAACUCAGAUCCGACAGAUCUACCACACCGAGCUGGAGAAGUACGAACAGGCGUGCAGCGAGUUCACCAGCCACGUGAUGAACCUGCUGAGGGAGCAGUCGCGCAGCAGGCCCAUCUCGGCCAAGGAGAUGGAGCGCAUGGUGAGCAUCAUCCAUCGCAAGUUCAACUCCAUCCAGAUGCAACUGAAGCAGAGCACGUGUGAAGCUGUCAUGAUCCUGCGCUCGCGCUUCCUGGACGCCAGGACCACCAAGGAAGGACAUUGUGAUGCAGACGCAAAAGACGAAACUUCAACAAGCAGGCGACGGAGAUCCUCAACGAGUACUUCUACUCGCACCUCAGUAAUCCCUACCCCAGCGAGGAGGCCAAGGAGGAGCUGGCCAAAAAGUGCGCCAUCACCAUGGCACAGGUGUCCAACUGGUUUGGCAACAAAAGAAUCCGCUACAAGAAGAACAUUGGGAAGUUCCAGGAAGAAGCCAACGUGUACGCCGCCAGAACCGCCGUCAGCGCCACAAACGCGUCGUCAUCGUCGUCGCACAGAAGCCCAGCAGGUUCUCCAGCCACGCCCAACUCUGCAGGUUCCGCUGCCUCGUUUAGCGCCUCCAACUCGCUUGAGCUGUUCACCAGCGUCCAGCCCCUCAAUGGCGAGGAGUACCAGGCGGCUCAGGUGGACAGUCUGCGUCAUGUCCUCAGUCAAAGAGGCGUGUACAGCGAGGGCCUGUCAGCCAAUCACAUGUACAGUCCUCAAGGCCUCAACACAAACGGCGGCUGGCAGGACACGCCCACCCCGUCCACAGAAGGACCCGGAAGCGUCCACUCAGACACGUCCAACUGAUGUCCAAUUGGGACCAUUUGUACUCUUUCACUUCCGCGGCGCCACUUUGACACAAUUCACUUCCUGUCCUGUCUUUUUCAACUUCCUGUCUAGUUGGCUCUUUGUUCUUUCUUUACACACUGGACACUUUGACACCUUCAAAAUGUGACCUUUUUUGGUUUGUUUUUUUACAAGAAUGAAUGUUUGACACUUGUGGGCGGAGUCACUGUGACGUCAUCGCCGCCGUCUCCUGCUUCAAAGAGGAGCUAAAGAAAACAAUCCCAAUAAAAACUCUUUUUAGCGUCCGUGGUAUCAGACGCAAUGUUGGAUUUCUUACUUAUUGCAUGUCUUUUUAACAAGAGGAGAAGAAAACAUUCUUCUCUCAGAGAAGUUUUUUACAAGUCAUAAAUAAACAGGAAGUUUGCAACGUGUGAUGAUGACAUCGUUCUAAAACAA